Molecule: messenger RNA, 1880 nt
Organism: Tupaia belangeri chinensis (Chinese tree shrew)
Lineage: Eukaryota; Metazoa; Chordata; Mammalia; Scandentia; Tupaiidae
Gene: CDK5RAP3
Product: CDK5 regulatory subunit associated protein 3
Biological process (GO): regulation of mitotic cell cycle
Cellular component (GO): endomembrane system
Source: RefSeq, a predicted model, not a curated record
GCUUUGCGGAAGGCGGCGACGUGGCCGAAGGAAGCUCGUUUGUGGCCAACCUGUGGCUGAGCCACCGGGACUCUGGAUUGGUGGUAGGACUGGGAGGGGCUGGGUCUCCGGCCGGAAGCGGAAGUGGAGAAAAGAUGCAGGACCACCAGCACGUGCCCAUCGACAUCCAGACCAGCAAGUUGCUCGACUGGCUGGUGGACAGAAGGCACUGCAACCUGAAAUGGCAGAGUCUGGUGCUGACGAUCCGCGAGAAGAUCAACGCAGCUAUCCAGGACAUGCCGGAGAGUGAGGAGAUCGCCCAGCUGCUCUCGGGUUCCUACAUUCACUACUUCCACUGCCUCAGGAUCGUGGACCUUCUCAAAGGCACUGAGGCUUCCACGAAGAAUAUUUUUGGCCGAUAUUCUUCACAGCGAAUGAAGGAUUGGCAAGAGAUCGUGGCCCUGUACGAGAAGGACAACACCUACUUAGUGGAGCUCUCUAGCCUUCUGGUGCGGAACGUCAGCUACGAGAUCCCCUCGCUGAAGAAGCAGAUCUCCAAGUGCCAGCAGCUGCAGCAGGACCGCAAGGAGGAGGAGGGUCAGGCAGGGGCCGCCGAGAUGCGGGAGCAGUUCUGCCACUCAUGCAAGCAGUAUGGCAUCACGGGAGACAAUGUCCGAAGAGAGCUGCUGGCCCUGGUGAAGGACCUACCGAGUCAGCUGGCCGAGAUCGGGGCCGCAGCCCAGUCCCUGGGGGAAGCCAUUGCCCUGUACCAGGCCUGCGUGGACUUCGUGUGUGAAAGCCCCGCAGAGCAGGUGCUGCCGAUGCUGCGGUUCGUGCAGGAGCGUGGGAAUGCGACGGUGUACGAGUGGAGGACGGGCACAGAGCCCUCCGUCGUGGAGCGGCCGCAUCUUGAGGAGCCCCCCGAGCAGGUGGAAGAGGAUGCGAUCGACUGGGGCGACUUUGGGGUGCAAGCAGUUUCUGAGGACACUGACUCUGCCAUUUCUGCCGAGGCUGCAGGAAUUGACUGGGGCAUCGCCCUGGAAUCAGACUCAAAGGACCCUGGGGGUGAUGGGAUAGACUGGGGAGAUGAAGCUGCUGCUUCGCAGAUCACAGUGCUGGAGGCAGGAACCCAGGCUCCAGAAGGUGUUGCUAGGGGCCCAGAUGCUCUGACACUUCUCGAAUACCCGGAGACCCGGAAUCAGUUCAUCGAUGAGCUCAUGGAGCUCGAGAUCUUCUUGUCCCAGAGAGCAGUGGAGAUGAGCGAAGAGGCAGACAUCCUGUCUGUGAGCCAGUUCCAGCUGGCUCCCGCCAUCCUGCAGGGCCAGACCAAAGAGAAGAUGGUUACCAUGGUGUCGGCGCUGCAGGAUCUGAUUGGCCGGCUCACCAGUCUUCGAAUGCAACACCUGUUUAUGAUCCUGGCCUCACCAAGGUAUGUGGACCGCGUGACCGAAUUCCUCCAGCAGAAGCUGAAACAGUCCCAGCUGCUGGCCUUGAAGAAGGAACUGAUGGUGCAGAAGCAGCGGGAGGCCCUUCAGGAGCAGGCAGCCUUGGAGCCCAAGCUCGACCUGCUGCUGGAGAAGACCAGGGAGCUGCAGAAGCUGAUCGAAGCUGACAUCUCCAAGAGGUAUGGUGGGCGCCCUGUCAACCUGAUGGGCACCUCCCUCUGACAUCCUCUGCGUUCUUGCCUGCCCAUCUUAGCCUUCGGGUGGACAUGGGCCAGCCAGGGCAAGUGUGGUGAGGUUCUGCCCAGCAAGCCGUGGAAGGCGCCAUCACCCAGAUGGUGGCUUUGGUACUUUCUACGAAGCUGUCUUGAUGGGGCCUGUGGCCUGUCAACCUGAAACCACAGGUCCCCCGUCUAGUUCGUCUACUUGGACUUAAUAAAAGAGGCGAAGACUUUUGCU